AUGGCCAUGAAGGGCCUCAUCAUCUUCGCGGCCUGGACAGACCCUGUCACGAAUCAUACUCUCUCCUUUGCUGCCUAUUUGACCCAAAUGUAUUUGGGUUUUGGUGUUGUAGCUAAGGGCAUCCUCUUGGCUGUUAUGACCUAAGAUUGUUAUGUUGCUAUGUUUAGUUAUGCCCAGAUCAUGAGCUAGCAGGUCGGUGUGAAACUUGUGAGUAUUGCCUGGUUCUUUGGGCUGAUCAAUGGCAUACUGCUUGAUUAUAUGACAUUUCAUGGCCCAUUUUGUAGAGACAACUACAUAAAAAACUUUCUUGUGGAGAUCCCUCUGUUUAAUCUGAAGAUGAUCUUUGCCUAUGCCAUCAUGGUGCUGUUCAGCCCAGUGGCGCUCACUGAUUGGGCCCGAUUCCUGACCUCCAUCCUUGGCAGAGCCUCCUCCUUAGUUCAGGGGAAGACCUUCUUUACUUGCAGCUCCCAUCUAACUGUGGUCAUCUUUUUCUACACCCUGGCCAUGUUCUCUUACAUGAAACCCCACUGCACACACAACCUUGAUAAAGACAAGUUUUUCUCCCUCCUCUACACCAUCACGACCCCCAUGUGCAACCCCAUCAUCUACAAUUUUUGAAACAAGGAAAUGAAGGGGGCCAUGGUGAGGGCCUUUGGGAGGACCAGCCUGGCCCAGGCAGAGUCUGUCUAG
Myotis davidii is the source of this 690-nucleotide messenger RNA. Its product is annotated as olfactory receptor 10AD1. Gene Ontology annotation, biological process: G protein-coupled receptor signaling pathway. Gene Ontology annotation, molecular function: olfactory receptor activity. Gene Ontology annotation, cellular component: membrane. NCBI's taxonomy places the organism in Eukaryota, Metazoa, Chordata, Mammalia, Chiroptera, Vespertilionidae. The record is from RefSeq and is a predicted model, not a curated record.